CGAGAGCCAAUGGAUCAGUUCCACUUUUUUGAUAGGGCAAGGCACGGCUCAACUUUUUGAAAAGCAGCGGCGACAUCACGUUUUGUUCUCCUUUCGAGCAGGUGAAUUAUGGUAGUGGGUUUUCAGAUUCUGAGACUUCGUGAGUACUUAGCCAUGUAGAAAGAUGACAUCCAUGAUGACGACCUUUUUUCACUUAUUCGUGUACUAAUGCUACUAGAAGUCGUAGUCAACACGCGGAUGCUGAAAGACCACUUUUUCGUGUGUUUUUUUCUGUGAGCACUUUUGCCUUGACGCAGCGACAAAAUGGUAGAAAGCGACAUCAUCCUGGAUCCGUUGAUUCGGGAUAAUGCCCUGAUCGCGAUUUUUUUGGUAUUUCUCUUCUCGAACCUGAUUCGACAAAACCUGCUGGUGCUGACAAAAGACGAGCCGAAGGUUGACAUGAAAGUCUUGAAGCAGAACAACGUGCUUGGGAGGUGUCGACUAUUGAAGUCCGGCGGCGGGAAAUUUCUCACAGAAGACGCUUUCCGAAACAGGUGAGUCACUUCCACUAUGUUGAACAGCCGAGUCUGCAUGAAAUUUUACAAAAGGCAUUUGGAUCGAGAGCUGUUCAGGUGUGCAACAAAAAUUUUGAGUAUCACAAAAAAACAGGCGAGCGUUUUACACGAAGAAAGAUACGGGAUUACUGGUAAAGGCCGCACCCGCCAAAAAGGACCCACUGCAGGCAAUGGAGCAGCAGGACCCCGCACAAAUGGUUGGCAUGCUCAAGAGUCAAAUGAUUUUUCUCAUCUCGCAGGGGGCUAUCGGCUACUGGGUCAAUUUUCUCUUCACGGGGUUUCUUGUCGGAAAAACGCCUUUCCCACUGACGUUCCGGUUCAAAAGUAUGCUGCAGCGUGGGGUGGACGUGGAAAAUUUGGAACCAGGGUAAGUCUCUUUUUUUCUUUUUGCUGCAUCUGACGUGACUCGAGCUCGGCACUGAACUUGUGCAUAAAUCAAUUAUGCGCCAGAAACAUCAAGGAAAAAAGAAAAACAAAAAGCAAUGACGUUCACAGGUAUAUUUCCGGUCUGUGUUGGUAUUUCAUCAUCAUGAUGUCAAUCGGCGGAAUCCAGAUGUUCCUGAUGAGUUUGUUCGAGGAAGAAGGCAAGGUACAGGACAGCGGCGGCAUCGACGAUCCCAUGCAGAUGAUGAUGGGGAUGCCCCAACAGCAGAUGAUGAACCCCAUGAUGGGUGUAUCCUAAUGAAAAACGUCCCCACCCCAGAGUCAAGAUGGGGAUUUUGCAACACAAACCUUGAAGUUUUGGGAGCCACGCAUGACAAAUUCCUAGCUGUAGUGUAGUGCAGUUUAGAAAGGGAAGUCGCAUUACAAAUCCAUCUGCUUAUCCUGUUUACAGCAUUACAAGUUCCAAAACACGAUCGGAAAUGCCUAUCAUGGGGAUGCGCAUUACAAAUGCUCUUGCGCUUGCAGAUCUGCAUGACAACUCUGGGGUGGGGAUGCUUUUACACAGGAUAGGGUGGGCCAGACACGGAGAAGCUGUACAAACAAGAGAAAGAGGUAUCCUGAGUAAAAACGUACCCACACCAGAGUCAAGAUGGAAAAUCUGCUAGACAAAUCGGCCAACUUUGCUUGUUUCGCAUGACAAAUUUGGACGCGUAGUGUAGUGCUGUUUGAGCUAGUUCAGCAGCAUUACAGAUCUAGUCUCUCAUGCUGAUUGGAGCAUGACAAAUUUCAAAACACCCUUAGAAAAUGCUUCUCAUGGGGCUCCGCAUGACAAACAUUUUAAGCAUGCAGAUUUGCAUGACAACUAUGGUGUGGGUACGUUUUUACUCAGGAUAAGAGGCGCUUGAUAUCUACUACUUCGAAACCGUCCUCGACGGGAUAGAAACGGAACUCUGGAAGAAAUGGAAAAACAGAAAACUCUGAUCGAGCUCAGCAUGAACAAAGUAGGAGAAAAGUCGAACAGUACAACAGAAAGAAAUCAAUGAAAGCAUCUUCAGCGACAACGUGAAAGCAUUAUAGAAUGCUGCGGGCUUCAUCUUCCUGCGCGCCCAGCCGGGAAAACUCUCGCGUGCUCCUGCGCGGA
This is a messenger RNA of Amoebophrya sp. A120, 2079 nucleotides long. NCBI's taxonomy places the organism in Eukaryota, Dinophyceae, Syndiniales, Amoebophryaceae. The record is from the annotation of a GenBank genome assembly.